AUGUUGUCAAUGCUUAAAAAAAGAAGAUGGGAUACAGGUGUAACCAGUUCUGUGUGGGAUACAGGUGUAACCAGUUCUGCGUGGGAUAUGGGUUUAACCAGUUCUGCGUGGGAUACGGGUGUAACCAGUUCUGCGUGGGAGAUGGCUGUAACCAGUUCUGCGUGGGAGAUGGGUGUAGCCAGUCCUGCGUGGGAUAUGGGUGUAACCAGUCCUGCGUGGGAAAUGGGUGUAACCAGUUCUGCGUGGGAUAUGGGUGUAAGCAGUCCUGCGUGGGAAAUGGGUGUAACCAGUUCUGCGUGGGAUAUGGGUGUAAGCAGUCCUGCGUGGGAUAUGGGUGUAACCAGUUCUGCGUGGGAUAUGGGUGUAAGCAGUCCUGCGUGGGAAAUGGGUGUAACCAGUUCUGCGUGGGAUAUGGGUGUAAGCAGUCCUGCGUGGGAUAUGGGUGUAACCAGUCCUGCGUGGGAUAUGGGUGUAAGCAGUUCUGUGUCGGAUAUGGGUGUAACCAUUUCUGUAUCGAUUAUGGGUGUAACCAGUUCUGCGUGGGAUAUGGGUGUAAGCAGUCCUGCGUGGGAUAUGGGUGUAACCAGUUCUGCGUGGGAUAUGGGUGUAAGCAGUCCUGCGUGGGAAAUGGGUGUAACCAGUUCUGCAUGGGAUAUGGGUGUAAGCAGUCCUGCGUGGGAUAUGGGUGUAACCAGUCCUGCGUGGGAUAUGGGUGUAACCAGUCCUGCGUGGGAUAUGGGUGUAAGCAGUUCUGUGUCGGAUAUGGGUGUAACCAUUUCUGUAUCGAUUAUGGGUGUAACCAGUUCUGCGUGGGAUAUGGGUGUAACCAGUUCUGCGUGGGAUAUGGGUGUAACCAGUUCUGUAUCGAAUAUGGGUGUAAGCAGUUCUGCGUGGAAUAUGGGUGUAACCAGUUCUGCGUGGGAUAUGGGUGUAACCAGUUCUGCAUGGGAUAUGGGUGUAACCAGUUCUGCGUGGGAUAUGGGUGUAACCAGUUCUGCGUGGGAUAUGGGUGUAACCAGUUCUGCGUGGGAUAUGGGUGUAACCAGUUCUGCGUGGGAUAUGGGUGUAACCAGUUCUGUAACCAGUUCUGCGUGGGAUAUGGGUGUAACCAGUUCUGCGUGGGAUAUGGGUGUAACCAGUUCUGUAACGGAUAUGGGUGUAAACAAGUUCUGUGUGGGAUAUGGGUGUAACCAGUUCUGCAACAACACUCUCUGUCUGCUGGGGAGAACCCUUAUGGGUGCAACCAGUUCUGUGUGGGAUAUGGGUGCAACCAGUUCUGUGUGGGAUAUGGGUGCAACCAGUUCUGCGUGGGAUAUGGGUGCAACCAGUUCUGCGUGGGAUAUGGGUGCAACCAGUUCUGCGUGGGAUAUGGGUGCAACCAGUUCUGCGUGGGAUAUGGGUGCAACCAGUUCUGCGUGGGAUAUGGGUGCAACCAGUUCUGCGUGGGAUAUGGGUGCAACCAGUUCUGCGUGGGAUAUGGGUGCAACCAGUUCUGCGUGGGAUAUGGGUGUAACCAGUUCUGCGUGGGAUAUGGGUGUAACCAGUUCUGCGUGGGAUAUGGGUGUAACCAGUUCUGCGUGGGAUAUGGGUGUAACCAGUUCUGCGUGGGAUAUGGGUGUAACCAGUUCUGCGUGGGAUAUGGGUGUAACCAGUUCUGCGUGGGAUAUGGGUGUAACCAGUUCUGCGUGGGAUAUGGGUGUAACCAGUUCUGUAACCAGUCUGCGUGGGAUAUGGGUGUAA
Molecule: messenger RNA, 1740 nt
Organism: Saccoglossus kowalevskii
Lineage: Eukaryota; Metazoa; Hemichordata; Enteropneusta; Harrimaniidae
Product: cell wall protein AWA1-like
Source: RefSeq, a predicted model, not a curated record